Molecule: messenger RNA, 3303 nt
Organism: Rubroshorea leprosula
Lineage: Eukaryota; Viridiplantae; Streptophyta; Magnoliopsida; Malvales; Dipterocarpaceae
Source: the annotation of a GenBank genome assembly
UGCUUUGCUUAUUGUGCUUUGUUCUCUCAAGACUAUGAAUUUAAAGAAAAGGAGCUGGUUUUAUUAUGGAUGGCUGAGGGCUUAUUGCAGCAACAGUCAUGUGGAAAGAAGCAAGUGGAAGAGGAGAUUGGCCAUCAAUAUUUCCAUGAAUUAUUGUCUAGAUCACUCUUUCAGCAAUCAAAUACAAAUAAAUCACGAUUUGUGAUGCAUGACCUCAUAAAUGAUUUAGCUGUAGAUGUUGCUGGAAAAAUAUAUUGCAAUCUUGAACGUAGCAUGGGUGAUGAAAAAUUAGAGAAAGCUCGUCAUUUGUCAUUUACUCCACACUCUUAUGAAAUCUCAGAGAGAUUCACAGUCUUGGAUAAAUUGAAGCAUUUGAGAACAUUCUUGCCACUCUGUGGUCACCACAACACUCGGCAGUAUUUGUCUAAAAGAAUCUUGCAUGAUUUCCUACCAACAUUAAAUUGCUUAAGAGUGCUAUCUCUUCGCCACUAUCAGAUAAGAGAGCUACCAGAAUCUUUUCAAAAUUUGAAACAUAUUCGGUACAUUGAUUUGUCUAGUACAAGUAUCGAAUGUAUACCUGAAUCAGUGGGUUCUCUUCUCUUCCUACAAACACUACUAUUAUGUGAUUGUGGAAUGCUCAGUAAGUUGCCUAUGACAAUUGGGAAUCUAAUUGAUCUCCAUCAUCUUGAUAUCACUCAUACACCAUUUUUAAAAGAGAUGCCAUCAGGAAUGGGCAAUCUUAAAAAUCUUGUAACAUUGUCCAAAUUUAUUGUGGGGAAGGCAAGUGCAAUGAUGACAAGAUUAUCUGAUCUGAAGAACUUGUCACAAAUUCGAGGAAGACUGUCUAUUCUAGAUUUGCAAAAUGUUUUGGAUGUUCAAGAUGCUAAAGAGGCCAACCUAGACAAGAUCCAUGGUUUGGAAGAGUUAGUCUUGGAGUGGAUUACUUCUGAUUCUGAUAUGGAGUGGACUGCUUCUGAUUCUGAUAUAGAGCGGACUACUUUUGAUAAUGAUCUGGAUUCUGAUUCUGAUUUGGAGCAAACUACUUCUGAUAAUGAUUUGGAGCGGACUACUUUUGAUAAUGAUCUGGAUUCUAAUUUUGAUAAUGAUCUGGAUUCUAAUUCUGAUAAUGAUCUGGAUUCUAAUUUUGAUCUGGAGCAGACUACUUUUGAUAAUGAUCUGGAGCGGAAUCUGGAGCAAACUACUUCUGAUCAUGAUCUAGAGUGGACUACUUCUGAUAAUGAUCGAGAUGAAUUAGUCCUUAAAAUGGAAGUCCUUAACUGGUUAAAACCUCAUUCAAAUUUGAAAAGUCUCAAAAUUUCUUGCUAUGGUGGGGAGAAUUUCCCUCUCUGGGUUUGUGAUCCAUCAUUAUUUUUCAAUUUAUCAUCCAUGGAGCUCCGUGGAUGCAAGAGAUGCACUUUGUUACCAUCUCUUGGCCUACUACCUGUUCUCAAAAAAUUGAUUAUUGAAGGCAUGGAUUCAAUAAAAGCUAUAGGUGCUGAGUUUUAUGGGCAAGAUGGCACUUUUCCGUCGCUGGCUGAAUUGGUGUUUAGAAACAUGCGAAAGUGGAAGGAAUGGACUUCUCCAGCUGGAAGUGCAAGUGACUUCCCUUGUCUUCAUAGGCUUGUGAUUGAAAAAUGUCCUAAGUUGUUAGGACAAUUACCCAACAACCUUUCUUCACUUAAAGAGUUAGAUGUUAGAAGUUGCAAUGGGAAGCUUUUGAAGAGUAUGGGAGAUGUCCCCUCUCUUACUUAUUUGAGAAUUAAGCAAAUUUCAGAAUUGACUUGCUUGCCUAUGAGCAUGAGUCUUCCAUCAUUGAAAGAGUUGUCCAUUAGAGACUGCAAUGGGGUGCUUUUGAAGAGCAUGGUUGAUCUCACUUCCCUCACUAACUUGAGAAUUAAGCAAAUUUCAGAAUUGACUUGCUUGCCUAAGAGUUUUACACAGUCCUGGACAGCACUUGAGACUUUGUAUAUCAGCGAUUGCAAUGAUCUUACUUGUUUGUGGGAGGAAGGGACAGAAAUAGAACAAAGCCUCUUGCCUUUCAAUCUUAAACAUCUUGAGCUUUACGUAUGUGGAGCUUUGGAGUCAUUACCUGAUGCAAUGAUGAUGAGGAUGGAUGGAAGCAGUAGCAGCAACACUAGUUUGUUGAUGUCGAGACUAGAAACGUUGGAAAUUUUUGGUUGUGAUUCUCUCAAGUCGUUUCCAAGAGGCAAAUUACCCAGCUCGCUUAAAUACUUGAGAAUAGAUAAUUGUAAAGGUCUUGAGUCUUUACCAGAUGCUGAUGGUGACAAUCUACAUUUGGAAAUAAGUAAUCUUCCAUGUUUUUAUUCUUCUCAGGGUAGUUGUCAUCAGCUACCAGCUUUUCUCAAUGAAUUUACAGUUACUGAUGGUGGCGAGCGGUUGGAAUCAUUUCCAGAGAGAAUGUUGCAGAAUUGUAUGGGACUCCAAUCCAUUAGAAUUGUUGGCUGUAAAAUAUUGAAAAGUUUACCCAAUCUUGAUUGCGUCAGCAAUCUCGUUGAAUUAUUUAUUUGCUGCUGUGCUGUUUUAGAGUCCAUACCAGAAGAGGUGGGGUUAUGCACCCCCAAUCUUAUUUCGUUGGGUAUUUUUGGGUGUUAUUAUUUGAAAUCCCUCCCAAAUACGAUGUACCAGCUGAAAUCUCUUCGAGACCUACAGAUAAUGUGGUGCCCCAGCAUCGAGUUCAUUCUAGAUGGGGGUUUGCCCCCAAACUUAACAAAUCUUCAAUUACGGAACUGUGAGAAUCUCAAGUGUGUGUCGAAUACAAUGUACCAGCUCACAUCAGUUGAGGAUCUAUCACUUUCAGGUGAGGUUUUGACGAUGGACCUCCAAAACCUUACGUCUCUUCGAUCGUUGGGAAUUCAGCAGAAAUUGCCUCUGGAUAUUGUGCUGCCUUCUUCUUUAACCUCUCUUUAUAUCUGGAAAGAAGAAAAUUUGGAAUGCAUACCUGGGGGGCUAUUCCAAAACCUAAGCUCCCUUCAAUGUUUAAGUAUACAAGACUGCCCGAAGCUACGAUCUUUGCCAAAGGAAGCCUUCCCUCCCUCACUUGGACGACUAAGCAUUUGUGCGUGUCCGCAUGUACAACGACAACGCUUUAAGGCGGAAGGAGACUAUUGGACUCUCACGCGUGGCAUCCCCUACAUUGAGAUAGAUGGGGAAAAGGUCCUCUAAGCACAGUUUCAGUCACGAUUUUUACACGAAAGGCCUGCUACAGUUCAUGUGCCCAAUGGCAACUAGUGCACUCCAAAAACAUCGCACGUCUCUGCCUUGGCCACGUCCAGUUGUGAGUUU